AUGGCUGCCGCCGCCAACUGGCAGGACGAUACGAGUGUCGCCGCCGCCGCCGCUAUUGCCGCUGCCGAAAACUACAUGUCCACCAUACCCUUGCCUGCCGGUGAUGGCUUCCCCACCCUGUCCAGUGCCGACUUUGACAUCCCUUCCUCCUCUGCGGCCAGUGCCCACGGCGCCUCCGCCUAUCAACCAUCACUGCCGAACACAGCUCAACCCGGCGUACGACCCCCAUCUUACUCAUCUGCUGCUACGCCUACCGAACCCGGCUCUCCGCCCCAUCGCAGCAGCGCCACCAUCGUUCUCGAGGCCAACGAUGUUGAUGAGGAAGAAGAUGGCAAGCCUGCCCUCAGCUACGCCAAACUCGCUGCCCUUGCCAUUGACGCCGCCCCCCAGGGCCGUGCCACGGUCGCCGACAUUUACAAAUGGGUGCAAGAAAGAUACCCCUACUUUCGCCACGGGAAGCCCUGGUGGAAGAACUGCAUUCGUCACAACCUUUCCAUGAAGAAAUGUUUUGUCCGACAAGAAGGCACACGCGGCAGCAACUUUUGGAGCCUCCACCCUGAUCACCGCUCAGAGAUUCUUCACGCCAAGAGCCCCCGUAACCUCUCACGCAAGCGACGUCGUGCCUCCAUGCACGCCACUACCACCACCACCGCUGCCAUCACCAACACAACGUCCUCGUCCUCAUCGUCGGCAACAGCCUUCGACACGAGCAGCCCAACACCUUCUCCCCAGGAUCAAUACACCGAGCCGCUUGUGGAUCAGUUGCGCAGCGUCGGGCCUCCCCUCGCCACUGGGGCCGCACACCUGUCCCCCGACCUUCGCCAAGCCACGGCCCGCCCGCCCCUGCCUGACCAUCUCCUGGCCACCGCCUCGUGGGCUACUGCUGCCGAUGCCACCUUUGCCGACACCACUUUUGAUGCCGCCAGCGACAUGAUGACCGACGUCGAGGACCUGCUGGCUGAAGCCACCUCCCCCGUCUUGUCCGCAUCAGACGCGCUUCUUCCCCUCCUGAACACCGAGGAGACAGAUGCCCUUCUCAACGCCACACUCAACGCCUUCCCACCCAACGCCUUCCACAGCGAACUCAUGGCCAACGCGUCGUGCGUCUCACAAGUGCCUCCCGCCAGUCCGCUGCCCCCAGUCCGCCUGCCCGAUGCAACCUCGUGGCUCCAGCCUGUCGGCGCCCUGGAUCUGCCCGAUUUGUCGGUCUUUUGA
Messenger RNA from Monosiga brevicollis MX1, 1215 nucleotides. RefSeq lists its product as uncharacterized. Gene Ontology annotation, biological process: cell differentiation; regulation of transcription by RNA polymerase II; anatomical structure morphogenesis. The coding region runs from base 1 to 1215 and encodes 404 amino acids. NCBI's taxonomy places the organism in Eukaryota, Choanoflagellata, Craspedida, Salpingoecidae. Gene Ontology annotation, molecular function: DNA-binding transcription factor activity, RNA polymerase II-specific; RNA polymerase II cis-regulatory region sequence-specific DNA binding. The record is from RefSeq and is a predicted model, not a curated record. The transcript has 2 exons.